Auxenochlorella protothecoides is the source of this 1146-nucleotide messenger RNA. RefSeq lists its product as hypothetical. NCBI's taxonomy places the organism in Eukaryota, Viridiplantae, Chlorophyta, Trebouxiophyceae, Chlorellales, Chlorellaceae. The transcript is spliced from 5 exons. The record is from RefSeq and is a predicted model, not a curated record. The coding region runs from base 1 to 1146 and encodes 381 amino acids.
AUGACAGAGUAUGGAACAGAGUUGGCCGGGCAGGCCAGCUUUGACCCAGAGGAAGUGAUUGCUCGCGUGGCACACAUGGUCUUGGAGGCUGGGAAGACCGUGGCAGAGCCUGCGCUGCUGGCAGACAGUCUCCUGCCCAGUGUGGAGCCCCUGCCCCAGCUGCAUGCGCUACACUACGCCGCGACGGAUGCCAGCUUGAGGGCAAGCCUCGUGCGCAGGGUCCUGGUGCAGUAUGCGCUCCGUCUCUCGCUGGCAUUCAUUCGGGGCGCAAGUAAGCUCCUGCUGGACCUUCAAAAAAUGGCACUGGAAGCCUGGGACGAGGGCGCUGAGCUAGUCUUCCAGGCCCCAGAUGGUCCAAGUGGGGGUGGAGAGGUGGCGACGCUGGGAGAGGAGUCUGGCGAGACGCCAGACCCUGCCUCGGAGUCUGUUUCCCCGCGCCAGGGAUCGGCCAGACCAGCGGCGAAUGUGCACACCGGCGUGCCCAAGCAGGCAGGGGGCGUCGGGCCCACGCCGGCGCCCAGCGGGGCCGACUCCACGGCGAGGGUGCCGCCAGCUGGCGAGAAGCUGCCGAGCAUCAGGCACCGCCCCGAGUCAUCCUCCCGGUCCGCGGCAUCUGGGGAGAACAGCGGGACCUGGGGGGCCGGCAGCAGGGCCACCGCACACACUGGUGGAGGAAAGGGCGGCGGGCAAGAGGGGGCCAGCAGCGCCCCCACCGCGCUCGUGACUGGCCUGGCGCACAUCAAACUCAGGGUGGGCAUCGUCAGCCCCCCGGCGGCGGCACAGGCGCCCGGCAGCCGCCAGGGCAUCCGCGCCGACGAGGAAGACCCCUUCGUCCCGGGGAGCGAGAUGAGGCCCGGGUCCGGUGACCAGGCUGCUCCCCGCCGACACUGGGCGGGGGUUGGCCUGCUGCUGCCCCUGGCAUUCCCCGGCGGGGAGGCGGAGGGGAGCGCCCCGGCCCAGCUGCCAGGAGCCCUCGUGCCCGUGUUCUCCAUCGGGCCCACCCCUCCCACCUCCCCGGGCUGGCCCGCCACCGCCCUGGGGAUGGGGGCUGAGGAGGACAGGAGGGCACGAGCUGCGACGACGGCCCUCGGCCCGGCCCCUGCCGCCAUGUCCACCUGGCUCACCAACGCCCAUGCCGCUCGGUGA